UCUUUGGGUCUUGCCGGCCCUAUAGGGUCGUAGCGUCGUUUCCAAGCGAACAGGUCUGUAAAAAGGGAAUUCUAUGAUCUUACUCCAAGUAUUUCCCACUUCCAUACCACCCCACCAGAAAGUCCUCGUCUCUCUCUCUCUCUCUCUCUCUCUCCACAACUCCCAUGGCUGACACCGACUCUAUCACCGCCGCCGCCGCCUCCUGCUCCGCCGCCGCAACGGUGGCGGAGGCCAAACCUCCGGAAACCAAACUCUCAUGGGGCGACAUAGCCGACGAACCCGAAGAAAAAGACGCCCCAUCAACAUCCGACGAAAAAUCCACCUCCGACGAUCUGAAGAUCGAAUCUUUAGCCAUAGACGAGACCAAAAAAGUCCACAAGUUCCUCGACGACCCCGAAGACUCGAACAUCAAAGUUAUAGCGGGCGAUACUAUGUAUAACUCUGCGAAGUCGUUCGAGGAUUUGAAAUUGUCUCCGGACUUGUUGAAGGGUUUAUAUGUGGAAAUGAAAUUUGAGAGGCCGAGUAAGAUUCAAGCGAUCAGUUUGCCGAUGAUUUUGACUCCUCCGUACAAGCACUUGAUUGCUCAAGCACAUAAUGGUUCUGGAAAGACUACUUGUUUCGUGCUUGGCAUGUUGAGCCGUGUUGAUCCCAAAGUCAGUGCUCCUCAGGCUCUCUGUAUCUGCCCUACUCGAGAAUUGGCGAUUCAGAACAUGGAAGUACUUAAGAAGAUGGGAAAGUAUACAGGAAUUACUUCGGAAUGUGCUAUACCAAUGGAUAGCACCAAUUAUAUGCCAAUUUCAAAGCGACCACCAAUUAUGGCUCAAGUGGUGAUUGGCACUCCUGGUACCAUCAAUAAAUGGGUUUCAGCAAAGAAAUUGGGCAUGAGUUUUUUGAGGAUUCUUGUUUUUGAUGAAGCUGACCACAUGUUGGCAGAGCUCAUUAAGAUUGUUGUGGUGCAGAGUGGCUUUAAAGAUGAUUCCGUGAGGAUAAUGAAGGCUAUUGUCAGAAGCACUCCAGACUGCCAGGUGCUUCUUUUUUCUGCCACUUUUGAUGAUGCUGUCAGGGCCUUUGUAUCGAAGAUUGUUAAAGAUCUCUUCCAAGGAGAUUACAACCAAAUGUUUGUUAACAAAGAAGAACUGUCCUUGGAAUCUGUAAAGCAGUACAAAGUGAAGUGUCCUGAUGAACUUGCAAAGAUAAUGGUAAUUAAGGACAGAAUUUUUGAAUUAGGACAGAGGGUGGGACAGACAAUUAUUUUUGUUCGCACGAGAAAUAGUGCAAGCAUGCUUCAUAAAGCACUUACUAAUGAUGGCUACAAGGUCACGACUAUUCAAGGUGCUCUCAAGCAAGAAGAUAGGGACAAGAUUGUCAAGGAGUUUAAAGAUGGAUUAACUCAAGUACUCAUAUCAACUGAUCUGCUUGCCCGGGGUUUUGACCAACCACAGGUUAAUUUGGUUGUCAAUUUUGAUCUUCCGGUGAAGCAUGACUCCCCAUCAGAACCUGACUGUGAGGUGUACUUGCAUCGGGUUUGGAGGGCAGGACGUUUUGGCCGCAAGGGAGCCGUGUUGAAUUUGCUGUGUAAUGAUAGAGAUGUUAUGAUCAUGGCCAAGAUUGAGAGACACUUCAACAUGGAAAUAGCUGAGGAUAUGAGUCGACGUGUAUCUGCUCGGGCUUCCAAAAAGGCUAGGGAUUCCUCAUCUUCGGCGUCACUGCCACCGCCACCACCGUCACCACCAUCCUCGCCACCACCACCGGGUGACUUGCCACGGCCGGAGUGGGCUUCACGCCCUCUUCACAAGCUCACGCAGUUCAACAUGCCAUUUUUCCAGCGUGACGAGGACACUACUUGGGCCGUUGAGCAGCUUCGACUUCGGCAACAGUUAGGCAUUUGCGCUGUGACAGCACCCACUUAUCCUCGUCUGGUACGACUAUUCUACCAGAACCUGUAUGAGACAACCACCGAUGAUGGACUACUUUCUAACAUUGAUGGUCAGGCUGUCCAUAUCACCUCAUCCAUGAUUGCCACAGUGUUAGGGUUUCUCGCCAAGCCCAAAUAUCAGCUCUUCCCGGCAGUUGAGGAUCGACAGCCCAUAUAUAGCCUCAUCCAACAAUACUUCUCGGGGGGCCAAGGUGACCUCAGUUUCACAUGCUUGCGGCGGAGCAAGCUGCCUAGUCGCUUGCUAUUCCUUGAUUCCGUAGUCCGUAAGAAUGUCCUUCCACUUGGGCCUCGAGCUGAGCUACGUUUAGAGUUUGUUCGUCUCUUACACGGGUAUCAGUAUGGCUAUCAGGUCCCGCUUGCGCAUGCCAUUUGGAUGCAUUUGCGGAAAUUUCUACGGGAGGCAGUUCGGCCUAAUCCUAUGCAGAACCUGACUUGGCCACUACCAUUUGCCAAUUUGUUGACACUUGUGUUUGAGCUAAACCACCUCCGCAUUGCUGAGGAUGAGGAGAUUGAUAGAGGAUAUCCGACUUUCGGCCAGCGAGAAUGGCAGCAUAGCAUAUCCCGCAUCCUGCAGCCGGUUGGUGUCCUAGUUGAUGAGGCCCAAUACCCCGUACACGACCACCCACCUCAUCCUGUUCCCCCCGUGCCUCCCCAAGGGGACCCACUCUACAUGACUCGCGAGAAGUACUUACAGCUUCAGCACUCUGUGGAUCAGGUCCACAGUACUCUUCGCGAUCAUCACCAGAGCCUCAUGGAGUUGCGCAGGGAUUUUCAGGCGCAUCGCGACUAUUCUCGGGCGAUCUUCGACCAGCUGCUCGCCCACCAACAACGGGUUCAAGAAGACACCUUUGAGACGCGCUCUUUGAUGCAAGCCUUGUUCGCCCAGCAUCUCCUGCCACCACCACCACCACCACCACCGGCUUCCCCGUAGUACCCGCCUAUAUAUUGUUUUGUCUCUUUUAUUUUUAUUUUUAUUUUUCUUUUUAGUUCUUUCUUCUCUUCAAAAAAAAAAAAAGAGUAUAAAGUGUGUAUAUAUUCCUCUCUGCCUAUCUAGAUGUGCAUCUACAACUAUGGUAAUAUUAUCUCAUUUCUCUUUAUUUUUC
Messenger RNA from Camellia sinensis, 3039 nucleotides. The record is from RefSeq and is a predicted model, not a curated record. NCBI's taxonomy places the organism in Eukaryota, Viridiplantae, Streptophyta, Magnoliopsida, Ericales, Theaceae.